UCUCGGCCAACGCCGCCGAGGCAACGCAAGCGAGCCCCACUCCACUGCCCACCUUUUUUACGCCCGCUGCCCGCUGCGGUGCGUUGCGUGCUCCCUCUCCUCCCCACCCCUGCUGCCUGCUGGUGCCGAGCCGCGCCCGCGCGCUACUUGCCUUGCCAGUUGCGUCGCUGCUCGUCCCAGCUCCGUCCCAUACCACAGCACACCACCCCAAGUCCAAGUCCACAACCAUCAUCUCCUCUGUCUCCGCCUCGUCGCUUCCGUCCGUCCACUCCUCCUCCACACCCUUCCUCCCCUCUGCGUCACCUCACGGCCCCCCCAUUGCUCCAAGCGCGUGCGGAUCUGGGCGACCGGCGGCGGCCUCUGAGCGGUUGCGAUCCGACUGUGGGGGCGCGGCGACCACGCUCGAAUGGUGUGAUCGACGGCCCGUUGGGAAUUGGGAGCCACUGAGCCAGGCCAUGCAGCGGGCACCGGAGCGCCGCCGCGGCGCCGGCCUGCUCCUGCUGCUGGCGCUCGUCGCAUUGGCGGCCGCGCCGAGCCUCGUGCGCGCGGUCACCGACGCUGCCGACGUCUCUGCCAUAAACGGACUGUACAUUUCACUGGGAUCACCACUUCUUCCUGGAUGGACUGGAAAUGGUGGAGACCCCUGUGGUGAGAGCUGGCAGGGUGUUGUGUGUACCGGCUCUUCCAUAACUGGAAUAACCAUGAAUGCUGCAAACUUGGGAGGACAGCUGGGAAGUUUAGGAAACUUCACUUCCAUCACCAGCAUAGAGCUUAGCAACAAUAAUAUUGGUGGAACCAUACCGGAGGACCUACCUGUUACAUUGCAGAGUCUUUUCCUCUCUGCUAAUCAACUUACUGGAAGCAUCCCAAGUUCACUGUCAAAACUUGGAAACUUAACAGCCAUGUCAGUCAACGGCAACAGUCUAAAUGGAGACCUACCAGAAGCUUUUGAUUCACUCAAUAGACUUGUAAAUUUGGAUAUUUCUUCGAACAACUUGACUGGCGUGUUACCAUCUUCAAUGAAAAGCUUGGCAUCUUUGACUUCAUUGCACAUGCAAGAUAAUCAACUGUCUGGGACCCUAAACGUCUUGCAGGAUCUCCCACUGAAAGACUUGAACAUAGAAAAUAAUCUUUUUUCUGGACCGGUGCCUGCAAGUUUACUUAACAUACCGAACUUCAAAAAGGACGGGAAUCCAUUCAAUACCAGCACAGCCCCAUCUGCAUCUCCGCCUUCAACAGGACUAGCACCAACUCCAACACCAGCAGGACCAACACCAGCUCCAACGCCAACACCAGCACCUACCACUUCAAAUUCAACGCCCCCAGCACCAGCACCCCCAUCUCCUUCAAGAACUCCUCCCCCACCUAAAACAACCCCAAACUCUUCUGAAGGAUCAACUACCCGAGACAGCACUUCAUCAUCUAAAAAACACAAUGCAUCAACCCUCAAGAUUGUUGGCUCUGUUCUUGCCGGAGUAGUGCUGUUUAUUAUCAUAGUCCUCCUAGUAUUAUUUUGUCUAUCCAAGUACGAAGAGAGACAGUCAAGAUAUGAUCAUAAUAGAAGUCAGCUGGCAAGGGUGCAUCAUAGGGUUGAACCACAAAUCAAGACACCUCCAGUGCAACAAAGCAAUGAUGUUAAAAGAGGUCCAGGUGAGGCACUUGAUAGGAGGGGCCAUGAACUAAAUUCAUCUGCGGCAGCUCUCCCAAAGAAGUCUCCCGAAAACCAAAAGGAGCACAUAAUUAACUUUGAUCAAACAGAUUCAGAUCUGUUUCCUGUUUCUCUACCACCACCACCUCCUCCACCGCCAUUACCCCCAAUUGAAAGAGUUGUUGCAAAUCCUAUUGUUCCACCAGAAAAGCGAAAUAGUCCUCCAACAAAGACAAGUAGCCGGACUUCUGCCACACCAUUCUCUGUUGCAUCUCUUCAGCAAUAUACAAAUAGUUUCAGAGAGGAGAAUGUGAUAAGGGAGAGUAGAUUAGGAAGGGUGUACCUAGCAGAGCUUCCUGAUGGCAAGUUGUUGGAGGUUAUGAAGAUUGACAAUGCUAAUGGAAGAAUACCGGUAGAUGACUUCCUAGAACAGGUUGAAUGUAUCUCAGAUAUCAAGCAUCCUAACAUUCUUGAAUUAGUCGGAUACUGUGCUGAAUAUGGGCAGAGGUUACUCGUGUACAAUCACUUCAGCAGAAUGACACUAGAUGAUGCCCUUCAUGAUGGAGAGGAUUCUGAAAGUGCACUGUCAUGGAAUGCCCGCCUACAGGUUGCUCUUGGUUCAGGAAAAGCCUUAGAGUAUCUCCAUGAUAACUUCGAACCUCCAAUUGUGCACCAGAAUUUUGAACCAGCUAAUGUGCUCCUUGAUAAAAAAUUCUCAGUGUGUGUUGCUGAAUGUGGACUGGCAGAAUUGAUGCCAUCAAGUUCAGUCACUCAGCUGUCAGGUCGGAUGCGUGCAUUACUGAACUACGAAGCACCUGAGUUCCAGGAUUCUGGGGUCGUUUCAGAAAGGGGUGAUGUCUACAGCUUUGGUGUAGUGAUGCUGGAACUUCUUACUGGGCGUAAACCUUAUGAUAGUUCACGGCCGCGUCAUGAGCAACAUCUUGUUAGAUGGGCCAGUUGUCAGCUACAUGACAUUGAAUCCCUGUCCAAGAUGGUGGACCCAUCUAUACAUGGACAAUGUUCUGAGAAAGCAUUGUCACGUUUUGCUGACAUAAUCAGCCGCUGUAUCCAGCGGCAGCCAGAGUUCAGGCCACCAAUGUCUGAAAUUGUACAAGACCUAGCUAGACUUGUAAAUGCUACCGGUGAGGAAUCAGAGUAACAAAAAAAACAUGGAGGGCAUACAAUACAAAACAAUGUCUGAAAUUUUACAAGACCAGCUAGACUUGUAAAUGCUACUGGUGAGGAAUCAGAGUAACAAAAAAAACAUGGAGGGCAUACAAUACAAACCAAUGUCUGAAGUUGCGUGUUGUACAAAAUUUUGGGAAGAUAAUUGUCUUGCCACAAUCUGAGGAGAAUAUUGUGAAGAUGUAUUUUCCUCAGAGAGCAUUCUACACUAACUCAUGUCAAAUUGGAAUUUCAUUUACACAUGGCUGGAGAGUGGAGGUGCCGCCAUUUGUGCACCUGGUUGUUGAUGAUCAAAUCUAUGUAAUUAUUUGCA
Molecule: messenger RNA, 3146 nt
Organism: Sorghum bicolor (sorghum)
Lineage: Eukaryota; Viridiplantae; Streptophyta; Magnoliopsida; Poales; Poaceae
Product: protein STRUBBELIG-RECEPTOR FAMILY 3
Exons: 17
Coding region: 456-2807 (783 amino acids)
Biological process (GO): protein phosphorylation
Molecular function (GO): protein binding; protein kinase activity; ATP binding
Source: RefSeq, a predicted model, not a curated record